GGUUUUUUAAAGCCCGUCACAUGACACUGAUGUCAGUUUGGGCUGAAGCUGCGGUGAUAAAGUGUUAAAAGGCGAGCUAAAUUAACCUCUCAGCUAGCAAAUAUACACCAUACAAAGUUUAAACGUGGUGCCAGAAACGUCAGUGUUUUUGUUACCAGAACCAGAGCUUUAUCAUCUUAGUAAAUCCAGUGCGCUUGAGUAUUAUUUCACCCUUUGCUGUUGUUGUUACGCUAACGUUAGCUUAGCUAGUACAACAUCUUGCUAAGCUAGCCAGUUAGCCGCGUCUUGUUGUUUGUGUCCCUGAGAAGCAACUGGAGUGUUACCGAAGAGAGAAGCAUGACUCAGAUCGGUGCUGUUCAGUCAUGGUGGCUGGGAGUAACGUUACAGUUGAUUUUAGCUGGCGUCCUGCUCCAGGGUUAUGCUGCUGCUCAGACGACGGCUGCCCCGCACAAGGAGCCCAUGAGACCUGAGAAGGGUAUCUAUGUGGUGAACAGCAGCAACGGGACGGCCUGUUUACUGGCCUCCAUGGGUCUCCAGCUCAACAUCACCUUCAACUCCGUGUCCCAGAAUAAGACUGUGCGGAAUAUUGUGAACCUCCAGCCGAAUGUGACAAAGUCCUCUGGAUCAUGUGACGCAGACACCGCCUCCCUGCGACUCUCAACCGAUUCAGAGAAGACCAACCUCACCUUCUUCUUCUCCCUGAAUACUACGUCCAAUAAGUACCACCUGAGUAACGUGUCUCUGUCUGCAGCCUGGCCAGACAUGAAAGAGCCCGUCUCGGCUGAUAACAGCAGUCUGGACUUCCUGCGCGGCACCCUGGGGUUCUCCUACAUGUGUCGUGAGCAGCAGACUCUGACCGUGUCCCCGGAUCUGUCCAUCAACACCUUCCAGGUGCAGGUGCAGCCCUUCGGCGUCUCAGGAGAUCAGUUUGGAGCAGCUGAGGAGUGCCAGUUGGAUGAAGACGACAUGUUGAUCCCCAUCAUCGUCGGAGCGGCUCUCGCGGGUCUCGUCCUCAUCGUGCUGCUGGCGUACCUCAUCGGCCGGAAGAGGAGCCACGCCGGCUACCAGACCAUCUGAGGUCACAUGA
Messenger RNA from Notothenia coriiceps (black rockcod), 1087 nucleotides. It is a transcript of the gene lamp1b, whose product is annotated as lysosomal associated membrane protein 1b. The record is from RefSeq and is a predicted model, not a curated record. The transcript has 6 exons. Gene Ontology annotation, biological process: establishment of protein localization to organelle. Gene Ontology annotation, cellular component: late endosome membrane; plasma membrane; lysosomal membrane. Bases 337 to 1077 code for a protein of 246 amino acids. NCBI's taxonomy places the organism in Eukaryota, Metazoa, Chordata, Actinopteri, Perciformes, Nototheniidae.